Durio zibethinus is the source of this 1927-nucleotide messenger RNA. RefSeq lists its product as uncharacterized. Lineage: Eukaryota; Viridiplantae; Streptophyta; Magnoliopsida; Malvales; Malvaceae. The record is from RefSeq and is a predicted model, not a curated record.
UUUGCACCACAUAAAUCACAAUCUACCCCCUACCCAAAACCAAGGCCACCGACUCCAAAAUUUAAGCACCCAAAUUUCAUUUUUAUAUAAUAAAAACAACACCAACCCUCCGUGUAUUGUCUCUUUUAGUCCCCAUCUCAGGAGUAUAUAUAUGCCAUUAUCAACAGUUCAAAUUUUCUUUUCAUGAAUAGGCCCAGAAGAAUUCGAUUCAUAGAUGGUAUCCUGGAGGCUGUUUUGCUGUCGAAAGGAUAUAUCCAUCAUUGUUUGAUACUGUGAAUUAACUCAACAUCCCAUUUUUAACUUCUUCAAAUUUUUUUCCCUUCCAAAUUUCAUGCUCCAAAGUGGAUGUUGGUCUAAAAUUUUUGCAUGCCGGCCAAGGUUGUCUUUUAGCUGUAGCCUUUAGGUUUUAUCCCCACUACAGCAUAAAAUCUUAACCUCUUUGUCGUCCCCAAUAGUAUCGAUGAAAGUGAGGGUGCAUAUGUACUAGCUUGACUAUUGGCCGGCCUGAUAGCCCCUCACUUUCUUUCACUCACAAAUAAGAAAGAGACCCUGUUUGCUUGGCCUGCACUGACUUUUGUAUUUUCCAUUGUUUGUUUAUUGCUCCUUUAGCAGUUGGUUUUACUUCUUUAUAUUCCACUUGUCUCCCUAUUUCUCCGCCUUUCUCUCUCCGUAAUUCAAAAUUUCCUUGUUCUUGAUAUAUAAAUCCCACUUUCUGCACUGUUUGUUUCUUCCCAGGAGGAUCCAACAGUGUUUGAAAUAGAAAGUUUGCAUUAACUUUCAAACCAUGGAGAGUACAGCAAUUAGCUGUGAUGAUGAAGGAAAAUGGGAAGCUGAGGAAGAAGAAGCAUUGUCAUUGUGUGAUUUGCCAGUCAAUUUGAUUAAAGAAGAGAACCAAGUCCAGCCAAGGAAUGAUGAAGCUGGUGAAUCCCAAGCAAGUAAAGCAGAAGAAGAUUUUAACUUCGGUUCAUGGGGUGGCUCUCUUUCUACAGAACCAGAAAUGUGCGCAGCUGAUGACGUGUUCUUUAAAGGCCAAAUUUUACCCCUGCGUCUCUCAGUUAGUUCAGAUAGCGGCCUGACAGGGUGCCGCCACGAUAGCCAGAACACUGGCCGCUGCCUCUCAAGGUCAGAGUCCAUGGAUCAUGGAUCAUUAAGUAGGUUCACACGUAUUGGUAGCAGUAGCAGAAGCAACAGCAAUAGAAGUAGUCAUUACUCAACAAGUAGCAGUAAUUCCAUCACAGUUACAGCAAGAAAUUUCAAUUCAGUUGUCAAUUCCAAUUCCAGUUUCAAUUUCAAGUCAAAGCCAAUUAAAAUCACAAACAACUUCAGCACACAUCCAAGUCCCAAACCCCAGAUAAGAUUGUCCAAAACUCGGCCAGUAAAUGUCAGCAGCCGAAACCAGAAAUCAUCAAUGUGGGAUUUUUUCAGGUUAGGUUUGGUUCGAGCACCAGAACUUGAAUUGCAAGACUUGAAAGUUCGUAGCAACAACACUAAUGCUAAUAGAAAUUCGGUCAGCCGAAACAGCAGUUGUAAUAGCAGUAACGGCAGUUCAAGCACCAAGAACGGCACCAGUAAGAUUGUUGUUAACAUUGGUACUGAAGGCGCAAAGAAUCAGCAAGAUUUGAAGAAAGGGUUCUUAGAAAAGAGAAUAGGGUUGUUUAGUGGAUGUAAAUGUUCAGUUAAUGCAGUUGAAACAGUUCCACUGAACAACAUAAUCAUCAUCAAAAGUAACAAGAACAGCGAGAAAGAGAAAGCAAUGUUGCAUGCCGCCAUGAAAGAGAAAAAGAAGCUGCUGCAAGAACUGAAGAUAAGGAAGAACAGGAAAGAAAAGGAAAAUGAAAAGCAAGAAGGGAAGCAAGCUUUUUCACGUCAUCGAACGUUUGAAUGGUUAAAGGAGCUUUCACAUGCAAGCUAUGUUGAUGAGGCCUAA